Messenger RNA from Tigriopus californicus, 3541 nucleotides. Its product is annotated as bestrophin-1-like. The transcript has 7 exons. Lineage: Eukaryota; Metazoa; Arthropoda; Copepoda; Harpacticoida; Harpacticidae. The record is from RefSeq and is a predicted model, not a curated record. The coding region runs from base 524 to 3127 and encodes 867 amino acids. Gene Ontology annotation, molecular function: chloride channel activity.
CUUGGGUGGCAUUGAAAUCUUGUCCUGGAUUUGUCUUGGUGGAUCAAUACGGCAUUGUGUGACUGAUGUGCUGGAGGAAGGCGAUUCUUCCAAGGAUCAUGGAGUCUCUCCUCCUGGAGACGUGCAAAUUGUUCUACAUGUGAGGGGGGGUCGAUUCACCGACCACAAAAUCAUCCGUGUCCGUUGAAACCCAAGACUGAAACGGUCACGUUGACCAUAGUUUCUCGUGAUCGGAUUGCUUCGAGUUGUCAUUUGGUAACUCGAGGAACUUUCCACAUCUGACGUUAAGUGAUGCAAUUCAGCUUUCUAAACGCUCGCAACGAAAGUGAAAUCAAGUCCUCCAGAUAAGCCGGAUGUUCGCCCAAGACUAGCUAAACACAACAGUCCACAAACAACAACCCUAUUAAGCAAGAUUCAAGAGUGGGCCGGUGAAUCACCAAUCAGCAUUCAUCAGUCAUCCUCAUUGCCAGUGAUCUUUUUCUCAAUCAAUUGUCCUGACUUCGACUAUUAGGAACCCCUCAUCAUGACCAUCUCCUACAGUCGAGAGGUGUUCACGAGCACCGGGACUUCGGGCAUAUUUCUCAAGCUCCUGUGGCGUUGGAAGGGAUCCAUCUACCGCUUGGUCUGGCACGACUUACUCAUCUACGUGGUCCUCUACUCACUUCUUAGUAUUACUUACCGCUUUCUCCUCCCAGAUGAUUUGAAGGUGGUAUUCGAGAACAUAUCGCUGUAUUGUUCGAAUUUCGCAGAUCUCAUUCCGGUAACCUUCGUGUUAGGUUUCUACGUCAGUUUGGUGAUCCAACGUUGGUGGUCUCAGUUCGAAUACUUGCCCUGGCCAGACUCAGCCUCCGUCUGGAUUGCCACUUGUAUUCACGGUCACGACGAUCGAGGACGGCUGAUGCGGCGGACCAUUGUCCGAUACCUGAACCUCACCUAUGUACUCACCAUGCGGCUUAUAUGUUUGCCUGUGAAGAAGCGAUUCCCCACGUAUGACCAUCUGGUGGAAGCCGGUAUUAUGCUCGAGAACGAGAAGAAGAUCAUCGAGAAUGUGGAGGCGUCCAUGACGGGCAGUCAUCCGACGUAUUGGAUGCCCUUGGUUUGGGCCGGAUCGAUUGUGACUCGCGCCCGGAAAGAGAACCGCGUUCGAGACGACUUCUCCAUGAAAUCCCUUCUAGAUAAGCUGGACCAAUAUCGAGGCGCUGCUGGGAUGUUGAUCAAUUACGAUUGGGUGUCGAUCCCCCUUGUGUACACGCAGGUUGUGACCCUGGCCGUGUACUCGUUUCUCUUGUCCACAUUGAUGGGCCGGCAGUUUUUGGAUACGGCAAAGAAGUUUCCUGGCCAUGAAGUGGAUCUGGUGUUUCCAAUAUUUACGUUCCUCCAAUUCUUCUUCUACAUGGGCUGGCUCAAGGUGGCGGAGGCCUUAAUUAAUCCCUUCGGCGAGGAUGAUGACGACUUUGAUACCAAUUGGUUGAUUGACAGGAACCUUCAGGUCUCUUAUCUCAUCGUGGAUGAAAUGCAUUGUGAACACCCCGAGCUGAUCAGGGACCAGUUUUGGGAUGAUAUCUUCCCGGAGCUGCCCUACACUGCGGCGGCAGAAGAAUUUCGCGUGGAGCCAGUUAUUGGGGCUGCAGCUACGAUAGAGAUCGAUUCUGCUGACGCAGAGUUCUUGCCCAUGAAUGACGAUGAUGACGACGACGAGGAGACGGAGCGAGAUCUAGGUUCGGAAAGUGAACUGCCGGAAGGAAAAUUGGAAGGGAUAGUGAUUCACGCCAAUCCGCGAGCAGGGAGGAAAUCCAAAAAUCAAAGCAAUAACAACAUCAAAUCCAAUUUGUCAAAAAUCAACUCGAAUGCUACCUUCCUCGCGGAACAAGGUUCCAUGGUGUCUUUGGCCAAGUCUCCUUCCAGACCAUCCCUGGUCACGUCCAUGAUCUCAAAGAUGCUGCCAUCCCGGAUCUCGCAGAAUCAUUUGAAUCAAAGCUUCAGCGGUAGUCAGAUGUCCAUCUUUAGUAAGGCCAGUCAACGGAAACGACGGCGCCGACGACAACGAUUGAAUCCCUCAGUCUCGAGGAUGAGCAACCUUUCACCCAGUCAUAGCCCUUCAAGACAGGAAGAAAUGUUCAAGAUGUCGAGCAUGUCAUCCCUCAACUCAAAUCAUAUUCCUCCGUCCGAAUCAGAGUUCAGUAGUCGACAGGGAUCAAAGGCUGAUCUCACGGAAGUCCUGCGGAGCGACCUCCGGUCAUUUCAAAAGAAUGAAGGCGUCCUUCGUAACGUGAAUAGUGAGAUCAUCUUGAAGGACCGCCAUGAGAUCAAACGAGGCAUGUCCAUUCGUAGUGCACCGUCGACCGACCACUUGGUCCACGCCCAGAAUAAACAUCUUAGACGUAAGCUGGAAAAACUCCAGCAACUUCAGGCCGAAAUCAUCAACCAACUCGACUCUGAAAUCGAGGCAAACCAUCACCUGGAUCAAGAUUCCAUUCCAGCUGAUCCCGUGGAGUUAGUUACUUCCUUGGAAGAACGAACGAACUUGUUGCGGAACCAAGUGGGGCGGCGUAGGAAUAAGAGCCUACAAGGUGAGCCCCCCAUUACCAUGGGAUUGAACAUGGAUAAAUCCCAACCCGACGAUGGAACGGUUGAUCCCCUCCCAACCGACAGCCCCAAGGACGCAUCUACUAUCCUCCCUUAUGUCUCAGUGCCUUCAUCAUCCCGAUCGUCCGAAAUGUGUUCCGAUUAUGGCGGUCGCAAACACUCAAACAAAUCCGGCCAACUCGACAUCCCGCACAUUACUUGCACCGUAGGUUUGGAUGGUCAAGACGGCAAAGCUUGGCAAUCUACCAAUAUCAACGACGAAACGAGGCCUCCCUCCGAAGAAGAUGAAGAGAUUGAAGAGGAACCUAAGUUUGAUAAAGACAACGCUCCAUCAGGACAAUCCACUCCCGAAGACCCGUCUUACACAAUGGAUCUCUCGACAAUUGAAGAACAGCCUGAGUUGGGAUAUCAAUCCGACUCCAAUGAGUCCGACACUCUUCUGCCCAGAGCGGACAAUGAGAAUGGACGAGGGAAUCUCAUUCAAUUUCCAAAUCUGUCCACUGUUCAUGAGGAAGACAGCAAAGAAUUGGAAAAACAUUAGACGUCAACCUUUGCAAUAUGGCCCGAAAGUCUUGUCAAACUUUUACGGUUACAAAUUCGAACCCAAAAGCAUUUUUCAAUUAGCAUUCAAAACCGCCCAAGUUUGGGAUUUCUCUGCCAGUCCGGAGAAGAAGCUCUCGGAUUCAUCCGAUAUUUUCAGUAUUGGUCGGCUCUUUGUUUGCAACAAAAAAGAACCCAAGUACAUUGGCCCAAAAUUAGAAACAGUUGAGCCCUCAACGUCCAAAGGGGAAUGACGGCAUUUUCGCAUACCACAGUAUACUGUUUUAAACCGUAGCUAAAAUUCAAAACACAUUGUUACCAUUUACUAUGUGGAUAAUCUUUUAAUAUCUUCGAUAACCGCUCUGACAAUGUCAAGAAAUUUGGAUCUUCCAAAUAAAUCAAACUCAAUCAUUCA